CUCAUAUUUCUCAUUCGUGACUUUUGGUUGAGACCCCAUUCAAAAUGGCUCAACAACUUUUGCACCUUACUGGCAGUGCUCUACGCAUGGCCCAGGUUAUCCUCAUUGUUGCUCCCGCUUUUAUCAUUUUCGGCUACAACCAGGCCGGGGCUGGUCCCCUUGCUACCCUCCAAUCUUGGGUAAAGGUCUUUCCUCAAAUCGACACAAUCAAUACAACAGGUGCUUUGGAGGCAAAGAAUUCAACUGGGAAGGGAGCUGUCAUUGCGUCCUUCCAAAUUGGUGCGCUGAUUGGUGCGCUGUCGUGUACUGUCAUUUCGGAUCGUCUUGGGCGUCGCAAGACUAUAUUUAUCGGUUCUAUUUUCACCAUCAUCGGUCAAUUACUACAAGUGUCGGCCUACUCUUUGAUUCAAUUUACAGUUGGCCGAGUCAUUCUGGGUAUCGGCACUGGUCAAUUCAGUGUUGCUGUACCUGUUUGGCAAUCUGAGUGCUCUUCCGCCAAGCAUCGCGGUCAGCAUGUCAUCGCCGACGGUAUCUUUAUGUGUCUCGGAUAUGCUCUGUGCAAUUGGAUCGACUUUGCCUUCAGUCGACUUCCCAAUGAGAAUACCGGUCAGUGGCGUGGACCGCUGUCGCUUUCCUUCUUGCCAUCACUGGUGAUCUUGGUCGCGGUCUUCUUACUCCCCGAGUCCCCGCGUUGGUUAGUGAGAGUCAACCGUACCGAAGAGGCAACCGCUAGUCUUGCCGCAUACAAGGGCAUGUCUCCCGAGGACGAAGCAAUCAAGUCAGAGAUUUCUGGUAUUGGACUGUCUUUCGAGAAUACCUCUCAAUCCACAAGGGCGAUCCGCGAGAUGUUCUCCAAGGAUGAUGACGAGCGCUUGUUCUAUCGCUUCUGUCUCUGCAUCAUCUUGCAAUUUUUCCAACAAAUGUGCGGCGGCAACCUCAUCUCAGUCUACGCCUCCACCAUCUUCGAAGACAACCUGGGACUGAGCUCUAGUCUCUCAAAGAUCCUCGCAGCAUCUGCACUCACGUGGAAGUUCGUGUGCUGUUUCAUCUCCUUUUUCGCCAUUGAUCGACUGGGUCGCCGGGCGGUAUUUAUGAUCAGCGGAACUGGCAUGGCAUUCUGUAUGGCCGCAAUGGCAAUCACCACUAGCUUCGGAGUUGAGAACAGACAGGCGUCGAUCGCAUCAGUGGUUUUCAUUUUCAUGUUUAACCUCUUCUACCCCAUUGGCUUCCUGGGCGGUAAUUUCCUGUACUGCACAGAAGUUGCUCCCCAGCGCCUUCGCGUUGCCAUGUCUGCUAUCUCCACUGCCAACCACUGGUUGUGGAACUUUGUCGUUGUCAUGAUCACACCGGUCGCUUUGGAUACUAUCGGCUACCAGUAUUACAUUAUGUACGCAAUCUUAUCAGCGUGCAUCCCGGUUUUGGUGUACUUCUUCUACCCAGAGACGAUGAACCGGAACUUGGAGUUGAUCAACCAUGUCUUCCGGGAUGCGUCGUCGCCUUGGCAGAUUGUCUCUAUGGCGCGUAAUCUUCCCCAGGGGGAAAUCACGCCGGCAGAGCUGGUCGCCUAUAACAAAGAGAAGGAUGAUUGCUCUGUUGAGAUGAGAGAACAUGCAUAAUCGAUUGAUGAUGUCAUUGCUGGGUUGAGUUGGCGAUAUAUAUGACAGAGUUAAAUUUACAUAUUUCUACGGAUUAUAUUCCCCAUGAGACAAUCAAUUCACG
Molecule: messenger RNA, 1719 nt
Organism: Aspergillus piperis CBS 112811
Lineage: Eukaryota; Fungi; Ascomycota; Eurotiomycetes; Eurotiales; Aspergillaceae
Product: sugar porter family MFS transporter
Exons: 1
Coding region: 45-1616 (523 amino acids)
Biological process (GO): transmembrane transport; carbohydrate transport
Cellular component (GO): membrane
Molecular function (GO): carbohydrate:proton symporter activity
Source: RefSeq, a predicted model, not a curated record